AUGCUGCAUCGACGACCUCAUUCUCAUUCGCCUCGAAACCCCCACACCGGCCCCUUCUCCCUGGACACCCGCUCCCUCACCAUCCACUAUGUCCUUCACCCAAAACCCAAACCCUUAUCCCCUUCGCUCUCUCUGACUGGCCGCUUCGCCGCCAAGAUCCGCGACCCCUGGAAAAAGACCCGAAAGUGGCUUGGCACCUUCGACACCACCGAGGAAGCCGUUAGGGCCUACGACGUUGUCUCCAUAACACUUCGUGGGCCCAAGGCCAAGACCAACUUCUCCUACGUCCUUGCUUCCUUUCUCCACCUCCCUCCCCCGGUGCUCGCUACUCCCGAAGCCCAUGCCCUGGCCCAAGCCCAAGUCCAGGAACAACUAGCCAGACAAGUCGAGUUUUGUGGCCCACUGUUUUUCUUUGUAGCUGAUGUAGCUUCCACCGCGCCGAUGAGGUCGGAGUACAAGGGUUACAAGUUGGAGAAUAUCACGGGUUUUGUGGUGAGCAAGGAGGAGCGGAAAGAGAAAAAAAUUCCUUUGUUGUUAUGUCAGAAAAUGUAUCGUGUGUGGUGCAUAGGAAAUGGUAUAGUAGUUUACAUCUAA
Molecule: messenger RNA, 594 nt
Organism: Glycine soja
Lineage: Eukaryota; Viridiplantae; Streptophyta; Magnoliopsida; Fabales; Fabaceae
Product: ethylene-responsive transcription factor ERF084-like
Exons: 2
Coding region: 1-594 (197 amino acids)
Biological process (GO): regulation of DNA-templated transcription
Molecular function (GO): DNA-binding transcription factor activity; DNA binding
Source: RefSeq, a predicted model, not a curated record